AGAUGGCUUCACUUAGUUUCUCACUACCCCGGAAGACGGGGACCGGCGAUUGGGCGGUGCCCGAGGGCUCGGAGAAGAAGGCCCUUGGCGGUUGGGCAGUGCUGGCUAAGGCUAGUUUUAAAGGAGCCGGAGGUGGGAGCCGUCGAAGACCCGGGAUUCGCGGGAGGCGGCGGCUGCCGCCUGGGAUCCCCCAGGGACUCCCCGGAGCCGCCGCUUCCCCCAUGGACUUGCCCGGGGACUCCAGUCCACCUGGCCGGCCACGUCUGUGUCGCCAGCCUCUGGCUCGAGCAUUAUGGGGAGCCAGGAGCCCCAAACGGCCGAGACUGCAGUCUCUAGCGGCCCCUUCACCUUUGGAAAAGGCCUCUCGGCGGGUUUUGGCUGUGGUGCUGGAAGAUGUUAUGGCUGCCCACAUGGUUCCCCUGGUGCCCCAAGAAGAGACCCCCACCCCACGGCACCACAGCAACCAACGGGAUUCUGUCCGCAGCCAGCCACCUGCCUCGCCACCCCAACAGGCCACGUGGUCCUCACAGACCAGGCCUCCCAACCCACUGGACCCACUGCGCUUAUGCCGAGAGCCCCUGAGCCGCAUCCACCGGCCCUCUUCUACCCUGAGGCGGCGAUCAAGGACAACCCCUGGCCCAGAGGAGGGCCCUUCACAAAAGGUGGACUGGACCCCCCAGCCCACUCUGGUGGUGAUGCUAGAAGACAUUGCCAGCCCAAGACCCCCAGCUGAGGGCUUUGCUGAUGAGACUCCCAACUUCCUCAUCCCAGCGAGAAGAGCUGAGCCCAUGACGAUUGUUCACCAGUCAAUGCCUCCGUCCAGGGACCCGGAUCCCCCAUUCCAGCCAUCUGCCCUGCCUGAAGACCCUCCAGAGACCCCACCACCAGCCCGGGAUCCUCUACUGGAGCCCCCAUCGAUCCCACCGCCGUCCAGCCUUUUACGCCCCCGCCUCAGUCCCUGGGGCUUGGCCCCCCUCUUCCGUUCCGUCCGCUCCAAGCUGGAGAGCUUUGCUGAUAUCUUCCUCACACCCAACAAAGCCCCACGGCCCCCACCCCCAUCACCCCCCAUGAAGUUGGAGUUGAAGAUUGCCAUUUCAGAGGCCGAGCAGUCCGGGGCUACUGAGGACACUGCGUCUGUCAGUCCCCGGCCCCCUAUCCGCCAGUGGCGGGCCCAAGACCACAAUCUCCCCGCACCUCUGUCUAAGCCCUCUCUGGGCCGAAGCCACUCUUGCCCUGAUCUGGGGCCCCCUGGCCCAGAUACCUGCAGCUGGCCCCCUGCUCCACACCAACCAAGCCGGUCACGGCCCCGGCGGCACACUGUGGGUGGUGGAGAGAUGGCCCGAGCCCCACCACCCCCUCGGCCCUGUCUCCGGAAAGAGGUCUUCCCUCUUGGAGGAGUGGGAGGCUCUCCUCCCCUUGUCACAUCUUGCUCGUCCACCGCAUCUUCUUCCUCCUUCUCUGAACCUGCAGAACCCAGGUUGGGUUCAACCAAGGGGAAGGAGCCAAGGGCCUCAGAGGACCAGGUGCUUUCAGACCCUGAUACCAAGAGCAUGGGAAAGGUUUCUCGAUUCAGAAUACGCAGGACGCCAGCCCGUUCUCAGCUCAACCUUACACCAAUGGGGCUGCCUCGACCAAUCAGGUUGAACAAGAAGGAGUUCAGCUUAGAAGAAAUUUAUACCAACAAGAAUUAUCAGUCGCCUACAACCAGGAGGACCUUUGAGACCAUCUUUGAGGAACCCCGGGAGCGCAACGGGACUUUGAUUUUCACCAGCUCAAAGAAGCUUCGGCGGGCUGUAGAAUUUCGGGACAGCAGCCUUCCUCGAACCCGGCGGCCCUCUCGUGGGGUCCGGGCUGCAGCUGGCAGGACCCUUACCCCCAACCUGGCCCCCAGCCCAGAUGUGGGACCUCUGCUGCAGCAGCGGCUGGAGGAGCUGGAUGCCUCACUCCUGGAAGAGGAGGAAGUGGAUAGGGAGCGGCCCCAUCGGACCUAGGAGCUCCAUCUGUUUGUUCAUCCGUCCUGAAGCAUCUGGGGCAGUUAUAUAUUUUUCUCUAUAUUUCUAGUAAAGUUUUCGAUAUGUUUCUGAUCCUUUUGUUACGUCUCUAGCUGAGUUUGAGAUUGACCGUACUGCCUGAUGUUUCUACUUUGGCCCCCAAAGACUGGGAAAUGGGGGAGGUGCCAGGGAAGACAAUGAGGGUUGGAUACAGGAAGAAGUGGGGGAAUGGUCACCGGAGCUACUUCCUUGAUUUGAGAAUUUUCCUGUGUGGAGGGAUACUUCGGAACCUGCUUCAGAAGAUAUUGUGACCCUGGACCCUGCUCAGGGUUCUCUAAAUUCACUUACAGCAAGAAGGAGACUGAGGGACCCAGAGUGGACCAAGGCCUUGAUCAAGAUGGCUCUGAAAUCCUCCUAACAUGCAGGCCAGGACUGGCUUCUGGAUUCAAGAGAUAAAAGUAAUCAGCUAUAAUUGAGCACCUCCAACAACCUGUCAUAUGUAUUUGACUUGCACAUAGUCCUGUGAAAGGGAAUUAUACCCAUUUUACACAUAAGAAAGUAAGUUGAGGGGCUCCUGGCUGGCUCAGUUGGUGGAGCACACAACUCUUGAUCUCGGGGUGUCAUGAGUUCAAGCCCCACGUU
Molecule: messenger RNA, 2633 nt
Organism: Zalophus californianus (California sea lion)
Lineage: Eukaryota; Metazoa; Chordata; Mammalia; Carnivora; Otariidae
Gene: PRR14
Product: proline rich 14
Exons: 12
Coding region: 3-1991 (662 amino acids)
Cellular component (GO): nucleoplasm
Source: RefSeq, a predicted model, not a curated record